Polypterus senegalus (gray bichir) is the source of this 1074-nucleotide messenger RNA. RefSeq names its product beta-2-microglobulin-like. The record is from RefSeq and is a predicted model, not a curated record. Gene Ontology annotation, biological process: positive regulation of T cell activation; peptide antigen assembly with MHC class II protein complex; immunoglobulin production involved in immunoglobulin-mediated immune response. The transcript has 4 exons. Gene Ontology annotation, cellular component: MHC class II protein complex. Gene Ontology annotation, molecular function: MHC class II protein complex binding. The coding region runs from base 423 to 785 and encodes 120 amino acids. NCBI's taxonomy places the organism in Eukaryota, Metazoa, Chordata, Cladistia, Polypteriformes, Polypteridae.
UACGCUGACGCAAUCACUUUGUUGAUUUUAAUCAAUUAACCUUACGUGGUCGUUUUAAGUGUGUGGGAAGAAAAAUGGAAUACUGAGGAAAAUUUAUGAACAUCGGGGUGGGGGGGAGAACAUGCAAAUUCCACAUAGAGCUGACCAUAUCCAGACUGUGUUUCAAACCGAAGGCCGACCUCUGCGCCGCCAAGCAUCCGGCUGAUGAAAACGUUUUAUUAAAGCCAACAGACCUUGUUUACGGGGAUUUCCAGCAGUUGGUAGGUGCCGGCUACACUCAGACGCGGACAGGAAUUUCCUGAAGGGCGAGGAAACGGGAACAGAGAAUAGACGGGCGGCCUCGAAACUAAAGACACCGGAGACCUCCGAAGUGCUUGUCUCGAGUGAUCAAUUGUCCGUCAACUUCAUAGAGCGACGCCGAAAUGGCCGUAAAAAGUCUUCUUAUUGCCACCUUGUUCUUAUGUCACCUGCUCGAAGGAGGGGCUUCUACAGCUGCCCCAAAAGUCCAGAUUUACAGCCACUACCCGGGAGUGUACGGGCAAGAAAAUGUCCUCAUCUGCCACGUUAGCGGGUUCCAUCCCCCCAAUAUUAAAAUUCACCUGAUGAAGGGCAAAGUUCCGAUUCCUAACACGACCACCACUGACCUGCAGUUCAACCGGGACUGGCGAUUCCAGCUGACGCAGAGUGUCCGCUUCACGCCACAGAAAGGGCACAGCUACUCCUGCAUGGUGGAGCACAGCAGCCUCGACCACUCCAAAACGGUCACCUGGGAUCCUGAAGUGUAAAAUGGACCAAGCGGUGACUGGCAAAAUGGUUUGGUGAACCUGCAAAUCGUAACAGACUGGAUAUAUGGAGUAUGGAGCGGAGAAGAAAGAAACAAGUGGAGUGUGCAGUUUUCAUUUCUUUUCUACACCUUUGUUUAGUGUUGAUGCCAUCUGUCCUCAUGAAUCUGAUGUCAGUAACUUUGUUAGCAGGUUGGCUAGCUGUAAAGCCUAGAGACUGAUUUACUUGAGGUGGUCAGAUUUGCUUCGGUGCAGUGACAAAAUGGGAAGCAGGGAAAUCUGUAUUAUUGAU